UUUCGAUGAAUCAACUGAGGGCAGUGGUCGUACACUGAACUGUUUAUCAUAGUUCUUGAACGUAUAGGGACGCUGUGUACCAGACUACACGUACACAUGUACUUCGAAAUCGCGUGUACCGUACCUGUAUGUUGAAUUGGAGUUGGAGAACACUUGGCUUGACGAGCAGUAAAGCAACUCUCAAGACAUAUCAGACUGCAGACAGGAUGUGUUCAAUAAUGGGGAAUUGGGCCAGCUGUUGAGUGCCCGGCAUCACUCACUUCAUUAUGUAUGGGCAGACGUGUGACAUCACGCCGAGGGAUUGCCCCUAUGAAGGUCCCCUGUCGAAUGGAUGGACUUAACCACAGGGCCGGCUGGUAACUUACGGGGAAGCAUUGGGCGCACUCAUCAUGAAAAGGCUGUGGGAAGUGGUGAGGGCUGUCAGUACUUGAACCGCUGCCAGAGGGUGAUCCUGUGAAAUAGAGACCUCUGUCUCAGUAGUAUAUUACUAGGAGGAGAGUUGUUCUCAUGAAUGAGGACAGUAUUCCAAAAUUAGAGUCAUCCGAAAGCUUUCCCAAGAUGCUGCUUGAUGCAAGAGGCUUCUUAUUUCCGUGAGCAUGUCAUGGCUUACCGGCACACUCUCCAAAUAAAUAACGUUCAUUUGACGAAUUGCAGUUUUUGGUGACGAUUUACACCAGUUGAACAUCUUCGGACUCAGUUUCACUGAUCUUUGACUGUAAGCUCUUAGUAUCAACCAAGCUUAGGGGAAACGUCUGUUGAGCCUGUCAUUCUGUUAGGGGCACUUUGAGGUUCCAUUAUGUAUUUCCUCUAUCUGCAUGCUGUUGUGGCUUUGCUGCUGAGUCUGAAAUCAUCAGCGCUGGUUUAUCAUGAGAGGACUUACUGCCUCAACCCCGCACAGGACACUUACAUUCAUGGGAGCAGAGCUUCACUCUUCCGGCAGGACUAUCUCGAAGUUGGCCGUCGGUCUGACGGACUGGACAGCCGUAUCCUCCUGAAGUUUGACCCGGCCGAAUUCCUGCAGCAAAGCCAGUGGGGGUUGGAGAGCAGCUUUGCCAAUUUGAACAGUUCAGUGGUCGGGAGCGUGACACUCAGAUUAUCGUGCGUGAAUGUCGUCGUAAGAACGAGCAUUUUCAGAGGAACAGUUCAGGUGUCCAGACUUCUGUUACCAUGGGACCAGACGGUAGUAACUGCAUCCAUCAGGACCCUCCAAGGUGGUGUUUGGUGGGUGGGAGGGAUCGAUACCAGUGGGCAGGACGCUACUGCCCCCUUUGUUCGAAAAGAAGAAACUGUAGACUACAGCACUUGCCAGAGCGGUGCAGUGCUGUCUUUAGACAUUGACCCUGGAAUCUUCCAGUCUUGGCUGGAGGAGCCACUGCUUAAUCACGGUCUUCUGGUAUGGGCCGAAAUGUCACCUGGAAUACAGUCUACACUUCGAUUGGCAUCUGUUGACAAUGGCCAAGUUGAGAAACAUCCUGAGCUCAUAGUCUCACUUCAAGACACCAUUGUUGACUCAGGAGUGUCUUGUCCCAGUGAGCAGUUUCAGUGUUUGGAUGGAAGUUGCAUCAAUCAAACCAAAGUCUGCAAUUUUGCUGAUGAUUGUCUGCAUGGCAACGAUGAAGCCACAUGUAGCAUUAAGUGUGAUUUUGAGUCUCCCUGCUCAUGGGAAAUGCCUCCAGUCUCUAGCGGGAUACCAGGAUGGGAGAUGCAUAGUGGUCCUACAGACACAGCUGGUACUGGACCGUCAGGCGGUCAGAGUGAUACAGGCAGUGAUGUGUCCAGUAGCUAUCUGUAUGUCGACGCAACCGGUAAAGAGAAGGGCACCCUCUCACUCCUCAUCAGUCCUCGGUACUCGGAGAGUGGUCCUCAGUGCAACCUUCAUUUCUUCUACCACAUGAGUGGCAGCGACGUGGGGACAUUACGAGUGAUUCUCAUCUUGGACAGGCGGAAUGUCACCGUCUGGGAGAAGAGAGGAAGCCAAGGAAAUUGGUGGCUAGGCGAUGUACUGGCCCUGGGGAGACUGAAGGAGCCGUUCCGUGUCAUGUUUGAGGCGGAGCAUGAAGGAGGUGGCGAGGCAGGUGACCUGGCGGUGGAUUCCGUGGAAUUGAAGGAUUGUUCCCCAGCUCUGCCAGUCAAGGAUUGCAUGUCUAGUUACUUCCACUGCAGCAAUUUGGUGUGCGUGCGGCCAGAUGAUGUGUGCAAUCUGCGGAAGGAUUGCCUAUUUGGGGAGGACGAGGAUGCAAAGCACUGUGGAGUGAUUCCCUUUGGAGGUGCUUGUUCCUUUGAGGAUGGUUGGUGUGGCUGGCACAACGUGAUCCAAGGUGACGAUUUCAACUGGACCAGACACAAUGGUAGCACGCGCACCUCCAACACCGGGCCGAGCUUUGAUCACACUCUGGGUACCAGUCAAGGUUUCUACGUGUACACUGAAGUGAGUGAUCUGUCACCAGGCAGCACAGCUUUUCUAAGAAGUGUUCUGUUCCCACCACCACCUGAAGAGACGUAUGACCCAGCCUCACCUCACUAUCGAACUUGUAAAGUGCGUUUCUUCUAUCACAUGUAUGGGAAUGACAUUGGUAUGUUGAAGCUGUUUGCCACCACGAAUACCAGCGAACGUAGCUAUCAGCUUUUCAGUGAGUCCUAUGAAAACAGUGACAUGUGGCAGGAUCACUCUACCCAUCUUCCGGUCAUAACAGAGAGUUACUACCUUCAGUUUGAGAGUACCCGAGGUCUUCGUUUCCGAGGUGAUAUGGCCCUGGAUGACAUUUCACUCAGCCGGCAGUGUUUUCAGCUGGAUGACCUGAGCUUUGGCACCGCGCCCCCUGCUUCGACAACCGAGGUCAGGUUAACUGCAACUUGGAGAUCCAGAUCUACCAAGUCCACAAGUCCAUCAUCCACACCCUUCUUGGAAGACCCCAUGGUGUUCCAGUUCAGCAACUGCGGCAGUAAGGGGGAGGCCGGCCCAAGCCAGACACAGUGCAAUGUGGCCUACCGCCACGAGAAUGUCUCGGUCUCUGUGGUGGACGGCAUCCAGAAGUGGCUGGUACCCACCACAAAAACUUACAGCAUAAAGGUCAAAGGAGCUGGUGGGGGAACCGGUGUGGAGAAUACCAGCCCUUCCCGUGGAGCCGACAUGGAAGCCAGUUUUAACUUGACAGCUGGGGACGAGCUCUUCAUUUUGGUGGGACAGGAGGGAGACGAUGCGUGUGAUGAUGGAGGAGAGACAGAUUUUGGUCCCAGCGGUUUCUGCAGCAGUGAACUGACUGAUGAGGACAGGAAGCGAUUUGGGGCAGCAGGGAACCUCGCUGGGGGUGGAGGAGGGGGCGGAGGUGGAUCGUUUGUUGCUAAGUGGGAUGAAUCUAGCAUGGAGUACAUUCCGUUGUUGAUAGCUGGUGGGGGAGGGGGUCUUGCAUUCAGCCCCAGUCUAUCCCUGGUUGGUGUUCACGGCUCAGCAGAUGUACCGGGACCUGGGCUUUCUGGCAGCCAGGGAUCAACCAACGAUGUUUCUGGAGCAGGAGGUGGUUGGAACACCACCGGGGCAAACGUGACCCAAGCCAGCGGCAAGUCCUUCCUGGAGGGAGGUCAGGGAGGUAGGGAGUGUGGCUUGGCUCGCCUGGAGGCUGACUGGAGGACCCACGGAGGGUUUGGUGGAGGGGGAGGAGGCUGUACAUCAGGCGGAGGGGGUGGUGGCUAUUCAGGUGGAGAUGCCCCAUUGAUCAAGGAUCUGUAUGGGAAUGGCCAGGGUGGAACAUCUUAUGUGCACCCAUCUGGUUUUGAUGUCAAGAAGAAGUCAGGAGCUAACUUGGGAGCUGGGGAAGUAGUCAUCACAGCCCUCCCUACCUGUGGAGCUAGGACAAGGAUGAGUGAAGAUAGAAAGACUUGUAUCAGUAUUCCUCCGGAUCGUCUACCAUCAGCUGUCAUUGUUGGCAGUAUUGUACCAGUGCUCAUUGCUAUCCUCUGUGCAAUUGCAAUCAUCGCACUGCUUUACUACCGAAAGAGAAAGAAACCCAGGGAGGCUACGGAAAGUUUACCAAUGGAGUCAGCGGACUACCAGCUGAAUCAGCUGCGACACAAUGCCUCAAUGGACUUCAACCCCUGCUACCAGCUGGGUGAUGGGGCAGUCACUGUCAAAGAUCUGAAGGAGGUACCUAGGGAGAAUUUGAAAUUGAUCAGAGCCUUGGGCCAGGGAGCCUUUGGUGAGGUUUACCAUGGUGUCUUCCAGCCUGCAGACGAGAAAGAACCAUUUGAAGUAGCAGUGAAGACUUUGCCUGAGCGGAGUACCGAGCAAGAUGAGUCAGACUUCCUGAUGGAGGCCCUGAUCAUGGGCAACUUUGACCACCCCUACAUUGUCUCGCUGAAAGGGGUGUGCUUCACUCAGGCUCCCCGCUUCAUCCUGUUGGAGUACAUGGCCGGCGGGGAACUCAAGCAGUUCCUCAGGGAGUCCAGACCCCGACGGGGCCACCCCUCACUGCUAGACAUGUCAGACCUGCUGAUGGCUGCUUACGACGUGUCCAAAGCUUGCGAUUACCUGGAAUCCCAGCGCUUCAUUCACAGGGACAUCGCAGCCCGGAACGUCCUACUCAGCAGCAAGGAGAAAGGACGAAUCGCCAAGAUUGGUGACUUUGGAAUGGCAAGGGACAUCUACAGAGCUGACUACUACAGGAAGGGAGGCCAGGCUAUGCUGCCAGUCAAAUGGAUGCCACCAGAAGCCUUCCUGGAUGGAAUCUUCACCUCCAAAACUGAUGUCUGGUCAUUUGGAGUGUUGCUAUGGGAGAUCAUGUCCCUUGGUUACAUGCCGUAUCCAGGAAUGAGCAACCAGGAGGUCAUCUACUUCACCACUCAGGGACAGAGGAUGAACGCACCUCGCAACUGUCCCAGACCAAUACAAGAGUUGAUGUACCAGUGUUGGCAGCGGGACCCAGGUGACAGACCAAGCUUCUGCUUCAUCUUGCAGUUCCUGUCAGAUUGUUUGCAGGAUCCAGGCAUCCUAAGUGCACCUCUACCCCAGGAAUUGGUAGACGACAAAACCCCCACAGUAACGAGACCCCGCAACUCUAAGACCUCCCCCGUCCUCAAAGUGCACAGGUCCAGCGCCCAGUCCUUCGACACAGCUGGGGCCCAUGCCAAUGUCGAACAGGGGGUGGUUAGCUCAGCCAAGGAGGAUGACGAGGAGUAUCUGACUCCUGACUGGGUCCCAGGAGGACGGAUGAAAGAGCACCUCAUCUCUGAUGAUGGGAACAUCAACAAUUCGGCGGAUGAUCAUGAAGCUUGUGCGAGGAUGCCUGCCGAGGAACUCAACCAUGAAUCUGUCGACAAGCUGAAGAGGCGACGCAAGACAAAGGAGGGAAACGGCAAACCCAGACCAGACUCAGAUACCUCAUUUGACCCACCAAUUAAUCAGGACAAAUGUGCAAACGAGGCCACAGACCUCCUAGACAGAGGUGAGGAGGUAACCGCUGAAACGUCCUUCACGAGAUCCACAACGCCAAGAAACUCAGCAAAAGUUUCCCCUCUUGAUUUCAGUAGACUGGUCAAUCAGUCCUCUCGUGAUUACUCACCGGACAGAGCCACUCAUGUGGAGACAGACAACAGGCCGUGCCAGCCAGGGACAAAAUGCUCAAUACUGAGGAACUCACACAGGGCAGCUGCUCAGGAUGUCAGCAGACUGGCCCAGCAGUCUCUCCAAGACCCACCACAACCAGAAGACCUUGAUGCCACUCAGGAUCUCUGCAUCAGCAGCAGGGCCAAGCAGCAGUCAACAGCACCAAGUAGAGAUCCUGCCACCAGUGGCCCCAGUGCUGCUGGAGAUGAGGCGCUGCCCUCCGCCUCCUUCACGCCACGGAUCCUCAACCGCUUUCGUCUGCCUGUCUUCUCUCGCCACAGCAGCUGGGAGGUGCCCAACGCCUCCGCCUCUGCGACCUCUUCAGUGACCCCCAACAGUUCAUUGCCCAUGUUGAACAGGAUGCAGAGCCUCCCGGUCAGGCCCAACCCUUACACCAUGACGGAUCUCUCCAACCAGACCAGUCAAGCCAGCAGCACGCCAGACACCAGCAAUGUGAUCAUCGGUGCCAGCAGCGGCAGCAGUAACAACCUCUAUGAUGCUGCCAGCAGGAGGGUCAUGUUCAACUCCACUUCGGGUCAAGUUGUGUUUGAGGAUGAUGAGAUAAAUGGUGAAGUUGUUUGAAUGGGGCCAAGACGCAUCACUAAUAAAAAGACGCAGAGUUUAAAAAGGUGUUUGUUUUUAGAGAAGUAUUACUCAAAGUCUUCAAUUUAAUUUUUGGUACACAUGUUGAAUGUGGAGAGUUGGCAUCGAGGAAGAAACACAAUUAUCCAGGCCAACCCAGGCGGCUGGCUGACCAAAGCCCACACACACUAUCAUUCACCACAUCCACUCAAAUGUCCCUGAAUGUGCAGUAUACAGUCCAUAACCUACAGAGACAUCCUAGUUUAACAGAAAGAAAAAAAUAGUUGACAACUCUCAUUAAACAAUUACCAUUUCCAGUUGAAUUUGUCCUCACUGCCAAAACACCUCAAGACCUGUGUAAUCACCAUCCCUUGGCCCAUGCAGGCAGACCUCACGCAGCCAUGCCACAUGUAUGUAUGUAUGCUACCGAUACAUGGGACACAAAAUCCUAGAGCCCUUCAUCACAGUGCUCCCUUCAAUCAACUUCCAAAUAACACCUUUUAAAAAUUCUUUGUCUCCUCCAAUCUGCCAUCAAACUACCCUAUAAUCACAAGCGGAUAAAAUAAUGGCAAUAAACAAAUUUACAAAUAUUCCAUUAAGUGGUGAAAUAAAGCAAUGCAAAUUACAACCAAAAAAUGGAAACAGUUACUUAUGGAAAUUGGCAGGCGCUGCCGUGUAGCCCACGCCGUCUAAGAGAGAUAUAUAUAACAUGUAUAUAACAAUGUGUAUACAUUGUCUAUCAUGUUGUAACCAGAGAUAAUUGACAAAAACAAAGCAAGUAUAAUAUGUAGAAAAUCUGAAAAUGGGUAAUUAAAAAAUCACAAAAUUGUAGCCCUAAUUUCAUCACUUGGAACCUCCCUACAUGAACACACGACUCACUUCAAUAGAUUGUCGUCAACUGCAAGUGAGGUGGUUAAAGCCACUUUGUUAGGUUCCCCUACAUCUACAAGUAAUACACAUUUGAGUGCAUCUUGGAUUCUCUGUCUUUAAGCUGCUGUGAAGGUACAAAUACAGAUCAGCUCAGCUAACUUUGGCUAACUCUGUUUAGGUACCUUCUGGCAAUGAACAUUUGACACUACUUUGGGUUGCCAUUUUCUGCAUUAAUUGGGAAAAUACUCAAGUUCAAAUGUUGGUAAAGGAACACAGUGUAUGCUUAGCUUUUUGUUUAUUCAGUUGGCAUGCUUUGUACAAUUUUCUGUCAUUCAUACAAGAGGUUUGACAGUGGUAGUCUUGCAGAUGUCUUUGUGUAGGGGAGAGUUUCAAUCUGCAAAGUUUGGCCAAGCUUUGGAAACCCCCCCCCCCGGAGUCCCUACAAUGUUUUUGUUCCCCUUCCCCCAAAUUUCCUUCAUGUGUGACAAAAGGAUACAGGCCUAUUGAAGCAGCAGUAUUUGGCUGCUUUGCUGAUUGGAAUUUGAUCUGGAAGGGGGGGGUGAAGUCAUUUGAAUGUUUCUAGUUGCAGCUGUUAUGAAUUGUAAAUAUUUCAAAAAAGAUAUUCCAUACUAUUCCAUAGCAUUAUUGCAGAUAUUUAAAAACAAUUCAUCAUUGACAAUCAGAAAAUAUCUAAGAAAAAUGUUUAUGAAAUGUAAAAUUCUUACAGCAUUAUAUUCAUUUCAGCGAUAUUGCCAACAGUUUGCUCUUGUUGGGAGAGGAAUUUUAUUUUUUGAAAAGCUGUUUAAAAUUUGCUUUUGAAAUAAAAUGAUGUCAUUGUAAAUCCAAUAUUUCCAAGCUUAUAACUAUUCUUGCAUGAAUGGUAACUGUACAGGAUAUCAGUAUUUGUUAAGGUAAUAAUCAUACACAUUCCAUCGCUGUAGCAAAAAUUCCUCCAAACAGAUUCAUGUAAUAAAGUUGGCAAAUAACUGGUAUCUUUUAUAUAACACUUUGAAAUUAAAAUGUAUGGAAAAACAGUAGGUAUGCAGAGAGUUUAUUGGGAAUUUCGAAUGGCAGAUCCACAAACAUGAAAGCUGACGAUUUCAGAUUUCUGUUUGUUUUGUUAUUAUUAUUAUUUCACGCCAGUGAAGCCGAAGGGACGUUUUAAUUCAACUCCUAGGAUUCCCUAGUUGUUUCACUAUCACAGAUUCUGCACCACUUAUACCCAUGGACACUUAUCAAAUCAAAAAAUCCUAUUACUAUUCCACCUGGCUGGAAUACUUUUCCUCCCAGGGGGAUUACUAUGCCACCUUGGUCCAUUACUAUACUACUUAGGGAUAGCUGUCCCACACAGGUGGAAUACUAUUCCUCCCAGGGGGAUUACUAUGCCACCUUGGUCCAUUACUAUACUACUUGGGGAUAGCUGUCCCACACAGGUGGAAUACUAUUCCUCCCAGGGGGAUUACUAUGCCACCUUGGUCCAUUACUAUACUACUUGGGGAUUACUGUCCCACACAGGUGGAAUACUAUUCCUCCCAGGGGGAUUACUGUUCCUACCUGUGCAGAUAGUAACUUGCCCCUGGUUGCUGCUUCGUUUUCUUUUCAACUUGUAGGCAAAGUGCCCGCCGAGGAACCCAACCACUAAUCUGUUGACAAGCUGACAAAGUGAUGAGGAGGAAAAACUGGCAAACCCAGACCAGACUUGUUGACUUUCAAGUGCCUUUGUUGAGUCUUUCUUUAAUGGAAAUGGAAACCUGGCAUAUGAUAACAAAACAUACCAUGGCGUUUGCAUUUUUAAGUGGCCUUUCUCAGAUGUGUGUUGUUGAGGAUCAGUUCUUUCCCAAAAUCUGUCAGUUACAUUGUCACUUUCCUCCAUUGUUGCCGGGAAAUAUUUCACUGAUUUAUCGGUACUUUCAGUGGUUACACCACUGCAUUGUAUUUUUCCCAAUUUUUGAAGACUUCUUUUUUCUUAUGUUCUUGAAGUGCUGUAAUUGUGAAAGCAUUAUGUUUUUUAUGUAACAACUGUUAGUGCCUCACUCUUUUUUUCCUUGUACUUCACAAUGCAGAAAAUAGAAUUAACUUUAAAAGCAGAGUGCAAAAAGUGUACAUAGUUUCAUUUUGAAAAAUGAGUGAAUACAAAUUAUGCAAUUACACGAUGCAUUGACUUUUAUAUGCUGUAUGUAAUACAAAUUAUAUAAUGUUAUGCAAUUAUAGUCUUUGUAUUUUAGCAAAGUGGGGUUUAAUGUUUGUGCAAAUGUAUAAUUAAAGAAAAAAUUACUGCAAUAGUAGACUAGUGGAUUGGAUUUUGGCUGCUCGUUGCACCUGAUUUAUAAAUACAAGGCAUUUUUUUCAAUUAGUUAUGCUGCAAGUUUCUGCUUUGCCAGCUGUGUCAUUCUCCAUGUAAACUACAGUGUGAAUAUGUU
Acanthaster planci (crown-of-thorns starfish) is the source of this 9471-nucleotide messenger RNA. Its product is annotated as ALK tyrosine kinase receptor-like. The record is from RefSeq and is a predicted model, not a curated record. Gene Ontology annotation, molecular function: transmembrane receptor protein tyrosine kinase activity; ATP binding; protein binding. Gene Ontology annotation, cellular component: plasma membrane; signaling receptor complex. Gene Ontology annotation, biological process: protein phosphorylation; regulation of neuron differentiation; positive regulation of kinase activity. NCBI's taxonomy places the organism in Eukaryota, Metazoa, Echinodermata, Asteroidea, Valvatida, Acanthasteridae.